Messenger RNA from Ochotona curzoniae (black-lipped pika), 1838 nucleotides. It is a transcript of the gene CPA3, whose product is annotated as carboxypeptidase A3. The transcript is spliced from 11 exons. The coding region runs from base 18 to 1271 and encodes 417 amino acids. Lineage: Eukaryota; Metazoa; Chordata; Mammalia; Lagomorpha; Ochotonidae. Gene Ontology annotation, biological process: proteolysis. Gene Ontology annotation, molecular function: zinc ion binding; metallocarboxypeptidase activity. The record is from RefSeq and is a predicted model, not a curated record.
GCAGGUACAGGAGAAUCAUGAGGUUCAUUCUGCACGUGGCUUUGAUCACAACCACUUUGGCCAUGGCCCCUGUCCGCUUUGACAGGGACAAGAUACUCCGCGUGGAGCUCCAGGAUGAGAAGCAAGCAAACAUCAUCAAAGACUUAGCCAAAACCCAUGAGCUGGACUUCUGGCAUCCAGACGCUUCCCACCACGUGGCUGCUAACAUGACAGUGGAUUUCCGAGUUAGAGAGAAGGACUCCCAGCCUGUCCAGUCCGCCCUGGAUCAAAAUGACAUGCAUUAUGAGAUCCUGAUUCCCGAUCUGCAACGGGAGAUUGAGAAACAGUUUGAUGUUAAAGAAGAUACCGUGGGCAGCCACAGCUAUGCUAAAUACAACAACUGGGACAAGAUCAUGGCUUGGACUGAAAAAAUGGCACGCAAGCAUCCCAAAAUGGUCUCUCGCAUUAAAAUCGGAUCUACUGUUGAAGACAAUCCAAUCUAUGUCCUCAAGAUUGGGAAAAACGAGGGAAAAAGAAAGGCUAUUUUUAUGGACUGUGGCAUUCAUGCACGAGAAUGGGUGUCCCCGGCAUUCUGCCAGUGGUUUGUCUAUCAGGCAACCAAAAGUUAUGGAAAAGACAGAAUUAUGACCAAACUUUUGGAUCAAAUGAAUUUUUAUGUUCUUCCAGUGUUUAAUGUUGACGGAUAUAUUUGGUCAUGGACACAGGACCGCAUGUGGAGAAAAAAUCGUUCUAAGAACCCAAAUUCCAACUGCACUGGAACUGACCUCAACCGGAACUUUAAUAUCUCGUGGAAUGCUUUUCCUAGUACCGAUAACCCUUGUAAAAGUAUCUACCGGGGCCCUGCACCAGAGUCUGAGAAAGAGACAAAAGCUGUUGCUGACUUCAUCCGAAGCCACCUGAACUCUAUCCAGGCUUAUCUCACCUUCCACUCAUAUUCCCAGAUGCUGUUGUUUCCUUACGGGUUUACAUCAAAACUGCCACCUAACCACAAAGACCUGGCCAAGGUUGCAAAAAUGGGCACCGAAGCUCUGUCAACUCUAUAUGAAACCCGCUACAUCUACGGCCCAAUAGCAUCAAUACUUUACCCAACAUCAGGCAACUCUUUAGACUGGGCUUACAAGAUGGGCAUCAAAUACACAUUUGCCUUUGAGCUCCGAGACAGAGAAAGAUUCGGUUUUCUCCUUCCAGAAUCUCAACUGAAACCAACCUGUAAAGAGACCAUGCUCGCUGUCAAACUCAUUGCCAAGUAUGUCCUCAAGCAUGCCACCUAGAGACCUGCCCUCACACUGGAUAAGCCAAGUCAUCCCUGCUGUCCCUUCUGCCCACUCAUCCAUGUCCACAGGACACAGCUUUCAUGUCACCAGAACAGGCCUCUCUAGCUCACUGGUAUCCUGUGUGACUUCUUCCCUUGAGUAUGCUCAGCAGCAGCUUAACAAACCAGCAUGAACUGAUAGCUUUUAACUGCCCUUCUUUGCUCCAAAUGAAUUCUGAUCCAGGAAGAGAACAUUACUUCCAUUAUUUUUGAAAGAUGAUGCAGUAUCUCUAAAACUAGGUUUCCCAGAAAUCACAUUUCAUCAGAAUCCUCUAAUUCUCCAGGAACAGAGUCUCACCAUGUAGCUUCUUCGUGCCAUAUGCUAAUGCAGUAACAACUAAUGGGCACCACUAUACUUUAAAAUGCAUAUGUAGACUUACAUAUCAAUAAAAAAUGAAAUAAAUAUGCAAAGGCGCAUCUCCUGUUUUUGAUCAACUACAUUCUCUACAUUUGUCUGCUAGUUAAUAAAAAUGAAUGCCUCUCCAGCAAUCCAGAACUCUUGAACUAUCAAAACUGCUUGAGCAGG